This is a messenger RNA of Drosophila montana, 2094 nucleotides long. RefSeq lists its product as uncharacterized. The transcript is spliced from 6 exons. The record is from RefSeq and is a predicted model, not a curated record. The coding region runs from base 143 to 2044 and encodes 633 amino acids. Lineage: Eukaryota; Metazoa; Arthropoda; Insecta; Diptera; Drosophilidae.
AAGCUUUCUUGCUUGUAUGAGCUCUGCAAAAAAAGUUUAUUUAGUGUUCCACUUUAGCUUGGUGCUUUAACUAUAGAGCUUUAAUUCAACGUGUUGAGAUCAUCGUUGUCGGUUUUUUAAGAAAUCUUAAGUGAUUAUCUUGAUGAUGCAUUCAAGCCGUGGUGUUGAUACAAGCUCUGACAGGUUUUCCAGUAGAACAUCAGUAUACAACUAUCCUGAGCAUUUGAAUCCAUUUAACGAUGAAGAUAAUCAUAGGCGUUUACGGUUUUGGAGAUCAUCAAAAUCCAAUGAAAAUUCAAAGCAAAGAAGUUUUUCUAUUGGAAACUUGCGAGACAUUUGGAAUUUUAGAUCAUUUAACUUAAAAAAAAAAUCAUCGACUUUGGGUAUUCAGAAAACAUCUGAAAGUCCCCCUGUUCUGCGGAGAAGUUUUGGACCAACUACACCGUAUUUACAUCCAGGAGAACAGACCGCUGAAAGAAGAUCUUUGCAGAAUGUGAACGUUCCCUUCAGUAUGGCAUCAAGCAAAGUAAACGGCAACCCUUACCAACGUAGCACUCAUUUUGAUAGAUGUUCAACGCCACAGCCCUAUCAUUACCAGAAAAUCAGAUCCUCGUACUCUAGUCUAUCAAGCACCAAUCCAUUUGAAAGUGAAGUUGACUCUGAUGUUAAUCUUAGUGGAUGCUCUACAGUUGGUCUUCGCCCAAAAUCUUAUCGAAAAAAAAAGAGGAAAGCCCCUUCAGUUCCGACUAAAAACAUGGUCACGGAUCCUUUAAGCGAUCCUGAAAAAAACUCAAUGGGCUCCCCUCAUAGUUCUAAUAUGGAAGCUAUGGACAUAAAGUCACUUACAAGUGAAAUAGAAAGAUUUGUACACAGAGAUGAGACUUUCAUAAAUAAAUCGCUUGCAUCGCAAUCUUUAAUAGACUCCGAAAAGGCCCUAAGUGACGCAGCGGAUAUUAGCGCAUUAAAUAUCAACGAAAAUACCAUUAAUAAUAUAUCUAAUGGAAAAAAUAUUAGUCAUGCGAAAGAAGACAUUUCUGAAGAAAUAACUGUACCAAAUAUAGAAAAUCUUAAAACCUGUGACGCUGCGGACAUUAGCGAAUUGAGCAUAAAUGAAAAUGUCAAUAAUAAUAUAUCAAAUGGAAGAAAUAUUUUGCAUGCGAAAGAAGGCAGUUCUGAAGAAAUUACUGUACCAUAUAUAGAAAAUCUUAAAACCUGUGACGCAGCGGACAUUAGCGUAUUGAGUAUCAAUGAAAAUACCAAUAAUAAUAUAUCUAAUGAAAAAAAUAUUUUUCAUGCGAAAGAAGUCAAUUCUGGUGAAAUUACUGUACCAAAUAUAGCAAAUCCUAAAACCUGUGACGCAGCGGACAUUAGCGUAUUAAGUAUCAACGAAAAUACCAAUAAUAAUAUAUCUAAUGUAACAAAUAUUUGUCAUGCGAAAGAAGACAAUUCUGAAGAAAUUACUGUACCAAAUAUAGAAAAUCGUAUGACCUGUGAUCAGAACAGUAGCUCAAUGCAAGCGACAAGUCGAAGUAAUGAAAACAAAUACAAUUAUUUGGAAAAUAAAAGUUAUACAAAUAAUAAUGUAGUUAAAAGUUCUGAAUAUUCUAACAAACCAUUAACUAUUUUUGAAAAGUCAGAGAGAGAUAUUCACCUUUCAGACAAUAAAUCAAAACCAGAAAAGGUUAAAUCGGUGAAAGAAAUUAUUGAUUCUAUAAAUCGUAGCCAAAAAUUACUUAAAGAAAGUGCAGCUAAAGGUACAAAGGUAUAUUCAACUUCUUUGUAUACUAAAAGCAGUAUAACACCAACUGAUGAUCACAACAAAAAUAAAAAUGAGAUAUUUCAAAAUACUGUUACGAUAGCAAAUUCCUCCUUUGAUAACCAUUUACAUUUACAACAAAAUGAUUUUCAUAAAAAUAAAAUAAAUAAGAUAGUCUUCGAAUGUAGAGAGUCGUCACCAACCUCAUCAAACUUAGAUUGGAAUCCUGUGCCAAAACCAAAAAGAAUAAAUAGUGAUUUGACAAUAAGGGAUAUAAAUGAUCCUUAAAAUUGCUACAAUGUUAAUAAAUAAAUAUUUACGAAGAUAAAAAAGUAGAA